This is a messenger RNA of Spinacia oleracea (spinach), 534 nucleotides long. Its product is annotated as lachrymatory-factor synthase. The record is from RefSeq and is a predicted model, not a curated record. The coding region runs from base 1 to 534 and encodes 177 amino acids. The transcript has a single exon. NCBI's taxonomy places the organism in Eukaryota, Viridiplantae, Streptophyta, Magnoliopsida, Caryophyllales, Amaranthaceae.
AUGGGAGAACAAGAAUCAAGCAAAUGGGAAGGAGAAACCAUAGUAGAGCUAAAGCUCACACCACAACAAGUAUGGCCACUCAUAGCAGACGACUUCUGCUCCUUACAAAAAUGGUUCCCUCAUCUUGAAAACUGUUACUUAGUACAAGGUGUACAAGGUGAACCGGGCAUGGUUCGUUGUUGUGAGUCCACACAGUUCGGAGGAGAUGGUUCGGUCCGGUUCGCUAAGGAGAGGCUCCUAACCAUUGAUCCUGUACAGAUGUGCCUAUCUUAUGAUAUAGUCGAUAACGACGUUGGUUUUAAGUCUUAUGUUGCAACCAUGAGGUUGUUUCCUAUUGAAGGUGGCGGCGUAGGCGGCGGAGGAGGCGGAGGGGAGGAUGACGGAAAGUGUGUUGGGUGUAAGUUUGUGUGGACGUUUGUGGCUGAUCCAGUUGAAGGGUUUACCCUUGAAGGUCUUUGUGAGCUUUUUAAAGGUAUUGCUCAUGGCAUGGCUACAAAGAUGGAAGCAGCUUUUCCUCAAACCCAAUUAAGCUAG